Molecule: messenger RNA, 955 nt
Organism: Glycine soja
Lineage: Eukaryota; Viridiplantae; Streptophyta; Magnoliopsida; Fabales; Fabaceae
Product: HVA22-like protein c
Exons: 5
Coding region: 92-640 (182 amino acids)
Source: RefSeq, a predicted model, not a curated record
AAGCCUCUCUCUGUUUUCUCUUUAAUAACCCUCUUUUUUCUGAGUUCCACUUCAGAAAAAAGGAGAAGAAAACAGAACAGCAUUGCAACACAUGGGUGCUUCUGGCAACAAUUUUCUCCAAGUGGUCGCCAAGAACUUCGAUGUUCUUGCUCUGCCUUUGGUCACCCUUGUUUACCCUUUAUAUGCUUCAAUCAAGGCCAUAGAGACUAGGUCUAGGACUGAUGAUCAGCAAUGGCUCACUUAUUGGGUUCUCUACUCUUUGAUCACACUCUUUGAGCUCACAUUUGCCAAAGUUCUUGAAGUGCUUGCCAUAUGGCCCUAUGCCAAGUUGAUACUAAGUUGCUGGCUGGUUCUUCCAAACUUUAAUGGGGCAGCACAUGUUUAUAGGCAUUAUGUUAGACCAUUCUACAUGAAUCCACAAAUGCCUCAAAUGCCUCAAAUCCCAAGAGCUUCUCAAAUGUGGUAUGUUCCAAGAAAGAACAUAUUUAGUAAGCAGGAUGAUGUCCUAACUGCUGCUGAAAGAUACAUGGAAGAGCAUGGAACAGAAGUAUUUGAAAGACUCAUAACCAAGGCUGACAGAGAAGCUAGAGCAAGGAGGAAUGGAAAUUACAUGAUCUUUGAUGAUGAUUAUAUAGAUUAACUGAGUUAACCCUUAAACUUUUCUCUGUAGUAUACUAGCUACUAUCACUAUGACAAUUCCUUAAAUAGUUAUUUAAGUGUAUGACUUAUGAACUUGGUGACUUUAGAUAAGUUUAGUUCAGGUUCAGACAUUUCAUCCAGUUAGCCCAACUAUAAAGACAUAAGCAGGAAAGAUAAAAGAGGGAGAAAGUGAUGGGGAAUGAGAGAAAUCAUGCCAAUUUUAGCUUGUUUUCAUCUUAGUGACGACCAAAGUCAGAAGCAAUCACUAUCUUCUAGCCAAAGAAAAUCUGAAUUUUUCAUUCCUACUUCAAGUAAA